GCGACGCAAAGGACACCAUAUAUGUACUUGGGCAUUUCCGCCACAUAGCAAUUGCAUACCUUUUCGACCAGUUCACACACCCCCCAAAACUAUGGAGCAGCGCUCAGCCCCAAAGUGCAUAGCCUUCUUCCUCCUCCCUGUGCUCGCCUGCGUGCAUUACGCUCAGGCAAACCCUGGUCGUCCCCCUAUCCACUCCAUCUUCAGCUUCGGCAACUCGUACGCCGACACCGGCAACUUUGUGAAGCUCGCCGCGCCCGUGUUUCCUGUCAUGCCCUUCAACAACCUCCCCUACGGCGAGACCUUCUUUGGCCGCCCCACCGGCCGAGCCUCCAAUGGCCGCAUCACCAUGGACUUCAUCGCCAGUGAGUUUGGGCUCCCUUUCGUCCCCCCGAUUCUUGGCAAAGACCGUAACUUCACCGGUGGAGCAAACUUCGCCGUCGUCGGCGCCACGGCGCUGGAUCUAGCCUACUACCUCGAGAACAACAUCACGAGUGUGCCCCCUUUCAACAGCUCCUUGGGCGUGCAGCUCGACUGGUUCCGGCAGCUGAAGCCCACCUUGUGCUCGACACCACGAGCGUGCAGAAACUACUUCAAGAAAUCCCUCUUCUUCAUGGGAGAGUUCGGAGGGAACGACUACACCUUCCUCAUGGCCGCCGGGAAAACCUUGGGCGAGGUCGCGUCGUACGUUCCAAAAAUCGUACGAUCCAUCUCAGCAGGCGUCGAGGCGGUGGUCAAGGAGGGAGCAAGGUACGUGGUGGUGCCGGGGCAGCUGCCGACGGGGUGCAUCCCCAUCGUCCUGACGCUGUACGCGAGCCCGAACAAGAGGCACUACGACCGCCGGACCGGUUGCCUGAGAAAAUACAACGCGCUCGCGCGCUACCACAACGGAGCGCUGUUCGAGGCCGUGUAUCGGCUCCGGAUCAAGUACCCCGCGGCCAAGAUCGUCUACGCCGACUACUAUGCGCCGCUCAUGGACUUCCUCAAGAAACCAAAAAAGUUCGGGUUCAGUGCUUCGUCGAAGCUCCGGGUCUGCUGUGGCGCCGGCGGGCCGUACAACUACAACAUGACGGCGGCGUGCGGGUUUCCCGGCGCCAGCGCCUGUGCUAACCCCGCUGCGCGCAUCAACUGGGACGGCAUCCACCUGACGGAGGGGGCGUACGAGCGCAUCGCCGGCGGUUGGCUUUGGGGCCCGUAUGCGCACCCGCCUAUUCUCAAGGCCAUGCGUCAGUAAGCAAACGUGUCGUGUAUCGGUCUGUGGCAGAUUAUGGGCACCUGCAUCGAUGAAUUUGUGGUGCUGCCGACCUGUCUUUUCUUUCUUUUCAUUGUGCCCUAUCCUUUUAGGGUGCUUUUCAUCUUUAAAGACUCUUGUAGUAUCCUUUUCUAAUCAACUAACAAAUAUGUCCGUGCGUUGCAACGGAAACAAAAAAUAUUAUAUACUAUA
Hordeum vulgare subsp. vulgare (domesticated barley) is the source of this 1441-nucleotide messenger RNA. RefSeq names its product GDSL esterase/lipase At1g28600-like. NCBI's taxonomy places the organism in Eukaryota, Viridiplantae, Streptophyta, Magnoliopsida, Poales, Poaceae. The record is from RefSeq and is a predicted model, not a curated record. The coding region runs from base 92 to 1231 and encodes 379 amino acids. The transcript has 5 exons. Gene Ontology annotation, molecular function: hydrolase activity, acting on ester bonds.